AUGGUGCUUGCUUUGAAACAUGCCCCUGAGAACAAGGUGGAAGGACUUCAGAGACUGGAUUUUCUUUUAAACCAGCUGCUAUUGUCAUUUGAUUCGUUUGUUGUGCUAGAUCUCCAACUUGCUGCUGAGCUUGGGAAGACAUUACUGGAUCGGAACACAGAGUUGGAGGACUCUCUUCAGCAGAUGUAUACAACCAAUCAGGAGCAGUUACAGGAAAUUGAGUAUCUGACCAAGCAAGUGGAGCUUCUACGGCAGAUGAACGAACAACAUGCAAAGGUUUAUGAACAAUUAGAUGUCACAGCAAGGGAACUGGAAGAAACAAAUCAAAAACUAGUUGCUGACAGCAAGGCCUCACAGCAAAAGAUUCUGAGCCUGACUGAAACGAUUGAAUGCCUGCAAACCAACAUUGAUCACCUGCAGAGCCAAGUGGAGGAGCUGAAGUCAUCUGGCAGAGGGAGAAGGAGCCAGGGGAAGUGUGACCAGGAGAAACCGGCACCCAGCUUUGCAUGUCUGAAGGAGCUGUAUGAUCUCCGCCAACACUUCGUGUAUGAUCAUGUGUUCGCUGAAAAGAUCACUUCCUUGCAAAGUCAGCCAAGCCCUGAUGAAGAGGAAAAUGAGCACUUGAAAAAAACGGUGACAAUGUUGCAGGCCCAGCUGAGCCUGGAGCGGCAGAAGCGGGUGACUAUGGAGGAGGAAUAUGGACUGGUGUUAAAGGAGAACAGUGAACUGGAGCAGCAGCUGGGGGCCACAGGUGCCUACCGAGCACGGGCGCUGGAACUAGAGGCUGAGGUGGCAGAGAUGCGACAGAUGUUGCAGUCAGAGCAUCCAUUUGUGAAUGGGGUUGAGAAGCUGGUGCCAGACUCUCUGUUUGUUCCUUUCAAAGAACCCAGCCAGAGCCUGCUGGAAGAGAUGUUCCUGACUGUGCCGGAACCACAUAGAAAGCCUCUCAAGCGCAGCAGCAGUGAGACGAUCCUCAGCAGCUUGGCAGGGAGUGACAUCGUGAAGGGCCACGAGGAGACCUGCAUCAGGAGGGCCAAGGCUGUGAAACAGAGGGGCAUCUCCCUUCUGCAUGAAGUGGACACACAGUACAGUGCCCUGAAGGUGAAGUAUGAAGAGCUGCUGAAGAAGUGCCAACAGGAACAGGACUCCCUGUCACACAAGGCUGUACAGACCUCCAGGGCUCCGGCCAAGGACCUGACUGGAGUGAACGCCCAGUCUGAGCCUGUUGCCAGCGGCUGGGAACUGGCCUCUGUCAACCCAGAGCCCGUCAGUUGCCCUACAACACCUCCAGAAUACAAAGCGUUGUUUAAGGAGAUCUUUAGUUGCAUCAAGAAAACUAAGCAGGAAAUAGAUGAACAGAGAACAAAAUACCGAUCACUCUCCUCUCAUUCUUAAUUGAACCUCUAGCUCUACUACUAAUUUGCCUAUUGCCUAUCACCUCUCUCUCAUUCAGACAAGUGUUUGUAGACUUGGAAGCCUGAUGUUGCUUGUGACAUUUGCCUCAUUGCUUUGCUUAUUUAGCAAAUGCAUACAACGAGGAAAGGAGGUGGCUACUGGUAUCAGUUCUCUGAUCCACUUCCAUUUAAGCUCCCCAGGAAAUCCCAUGACAAACUGGCCUCUGGCUGGCGCACUGAUUAGACUUCAAUUCCUGAAAAGGACCAGUGGAGGGAAGAGCUAUACUACUGGAGAAGUAGGCCUGGAGUUACUACAGUAUGGGGGAGAAGGGCCGAGUUGGCACAAAGCUAAGGCAAUUCCUAUUGCUUCCUUGCGCAACUUCUCAAAACGAUGUAAAGUCAGAGGGCUGUCAAACUCAAGUAUCUUUUGCAAACACUGAAUACUGUGAAUUCAUUAAGAAGAAUGUUCAAGAGAAAGCAGGGGUCUGAUCCAAAAGAAAUGUCAUUAACAAAUACUCCAAAUCCUUGAGUUUUGUUGUAUCUGAACUAGUUGAACUGUGACUGACAGGUAAUCCUAAUAUAUCCAAAUCCAACUGAAUACCAAAUUGAGAUGGCAAAUUUUUGUUUGAUCCAAGUUAGCUUGUUAGCAUACGCCCUAGAGGGCCUCCGCCCCUACAUUCUAAUGUUUUUAUUGAAAGCUCUAGCCUUUAGGAUACGUGAACAUGUAAAUCUUUCAUCACUUUCUCAAAUUCACACUAAAGGGGAAAGAUCAAACCUCUUCCCCUCCUACCUGUUUUCUGAGCUGGCUGACUUGCCAGCCACAAGCUGCUCUUCCUGAGUUGUGUAAAUGUUUUGACUUGUUGCAGAAAUUCCUAUCUACAUUAUUAAGCAGUAUUGAUGUUCUGACUGUGGAAACAUAUCCUCUUGUAUACUUUUAAUUUAAAACUAUUUAAGAACUGAGGUUCCGAUUAUUGUAUAUAUUUUUCUAAAAACCAAAUAAAGCUACCUAUGAAAAUGAA
This is a messenger RNA of Mandrillus leucophaeus (drill), 2413 nucleotides long. It is a transcript of the gene CDR2, whose product is annotated as cerebellar degeneration-related protein 2, 62kDa. The record is from RefSeq and is a predicted model, not a curated record. Bases 1 to 1395 code for a protein of 464 amino acids. Lineage: Eukaryota; Metazoa; Chordata; Mammalia; Primates; Cercopithecidae. The transcript has 5 exons.